Messenger RNA from Paramuricea clavata, 875 nucleotides. The record is from the annotation of a GenBank genome assembly. Lineage: Eukaryota; Metazoa; Cnidaria; Anthozoa; Malacalcyonacea; Plexauridae.
AUGACUCUUGCUGAUUCAUCUUUUACCACCUCAAAAGCUAAAGCAGAUGCUUUUAAUAAAUUCUUUGCCUCCGUGUUUCUUCCUCGCCCCGACAAUCCAUGUCUUCCAACUCCUACCACGGAAUUUGACAACUCAACCGAGUUCACUCCAGUUUCCAUUGAAGAAGUCCUCAGUCUGUUAUCUGCGUUAUCUACAGGAAAAGCUACGGGUCCAGAUGGGAUAUCUGCGAGAUUAUUGAAAGAGUGCGCUGACGUUAUUGCUCCAUCCCUUACUGAACUAUUCAACAAGUCGUUAGCCUUGGGUAAGGUUCCUACAGAGUGGAAGUAUGCAAAUAUCGUUCCCGUUCCCAAAACCAAAGAAACUCGCAUCAUCAGCAUCUACCACCCAAUAUCCUUACUAUCCCUUGUGUCUAAAGUCCUUGAGCACGCGGUCCACGCCCGAACCCUCUAUAUCGUCAAACCUCUACUCCACUCCCAACAACAUGGCUUUCGUGCAGGGAGAUCCUGUAUCACCCAACUACUCGAUGUUGUACACAAUAUUGGUAAGGCAUUAGACUCUGGAAAAUAAAUUGACAUGAUAUAUCUGGACUUUUCAAAAGCGUUUGACUCUGACUUCCCCACGAUAAACUAAUUGUGAAACUCAAAAAAUUUGGAAUAACAGGACGGCUUUUGCACUGGUAUAACGACUAUUUAUUGGGACGAAAACAACGUGUUGUAGUAGAUGGUGUUUCGUCGAGCUAUCUUGAUGUGACAUCCGGAGUUCCACAAGGAAGUAUUGUCGGCCUCCUACUCUUCCUGGUCUAUGUUAACGACCUCCCUGACGCUGCUGAAUACAGUAAAGUACCCAUGUUUGCCGACGACAGCAAAUGUUAUUGA